CCUCUACCAUACUUGACAUACGUGUACUAGAUAAUAGACGUCGUUUUUGUCAGGUUGGCCUGAGGAUCGGUUAGAGGGGUGAACUCAUCCUUUGCGAGGCUGUGACCGGGAUAUUCGGUAAUUUGUAUAAAGUGUAAAGGGCCCUUCUACUCAAUGUCAACUCAAGCCACCCUCAGCUAGUAUUUGCAAACGAUGUCAGGUAAGAAACAAGUGUUCGUUAUCGGCGGUACAGGCUACGUCGGCGCCUCUGUUAUCCAGAGACUGGUCAAGCAUCGCACGGCGGCUGAGUCCGAGUACACGGUGCUCGUACGCUCCGAGGACAAGGAAAGGAAGCUAGCAGAGCUCGUCAAGUCUGGUGGGCUGGGCAACGUCAGCAUCAAGCUCGUUCGGGGAUCGAACGCGGACGUCGAUGUGCUCGAGGCGCAGGCUGCUAAAGCUGAUGUUGUGUUUUCUAUUGCUUCCUCGGACGACGUUCCGGCGAUCAAGGCCGUGCUCGCUGGCUUGAAGAAGCGGUAUGAGCAGACUGGGGUGACUCCGAUCUUGAUACACACGUCCGGCACUGGUGUUAUAAUGGAUAAAGCAGAAGGAAACUUCGAAGGGACGAAGUACUAUGAUGACACUAUUCCUGAGCACUUCGACACGCUCGCGGAUACGCAAAUUCACAGGGAUGUCGAUCUGUUGGUAAUCGAAGCCGACAGCCAAGGAUAUCUCAGGAGUUAUAUCAUCAUUCCAAGUUUGAUAUAUGGCUUCGCGACUGGCCCGUUGUACGACGCCGGAGUCGGCAAUCUCCAUUCAAUUGCUGUUCCCCUCCUCGUCAGGAAUGGUGUGAGCCGCGGGGAGGUCGGCGUGCUCGGCGAGGGGUUAUCCAAGUGGCCAGCAGUGCACGUUGAUGAUACCGCCGACCUGUUUAUCACCGUGUACGAUGGUGUGAUCUCGGGACGAGCCGGCCACGGUCGUGAAGGGUACUACUUUGCGGAGAACGGACAUUAUACGUGGUAUGGCCUUUCCAAGGCAACAGCGGAGGCAAUGGUAGCGCUGGGCAAAAGCAAGAGCACAGAGCCUACACCGUUCACUACAGCAGAGUGCGAGGAAAUGCCUCUGCUCCGUGCUCUGGGGACAAAUGCGUUAUGUCAUGCUAAUCGAGGGCGUGCGUUGGGCUGGAAACCCAAAUACACCGUCGAUGAUUUGUACAAGAGCGUAAAGCCCGAGGCAGAAAUACUGCUCGGCGUCAGCAGCUAAACUACGCCGUAUCAUUAUCAGGUGUAACACACACAGUUGACACAUUAGGAAUUUUAUGUUUAUG
Molecule: messenger RNA, 1303 nt
Organism: Coniophora puteana RWD-64-598 SS2
Lineage: Eukaryota; Fungi; Basidiomycota; Agaricomycetes; Boletales; Coniophoraceae
Product: NAD(P)-binding protein
Exons: 9
Coding region: 193-1239 (348 amino acids)
Source: RefSeq, a predicted model, not a curated record